AUUCAUCAAACGUAUUUGACAACUUCCAUAUUUUUCUUAAAAUUUUUCGAAAAUGUUCGCCUCGUGUUCGAACACCAUACGUGUUAACUCCUGGCCUUCUGAACUGCUUAAAGAAAAUUCCGAGUUUAUACCCCCUAGCGAUACGGAAAUAUCCCACAUUUCCUGGUGCAAUGACAAUUCCUACAUGGCUAUCCUUCAACAGGGUGAAAGACCGCAAAUCUUGUCUACCAGGGACCUGAGUAACAUCCGGACAGUGCACACUAUCAACGACCACCAAGUCUCAUCCGUGGCCUUCAAAAAAGGCACGAAGAAACAUUUAGCUAUGGGUACCAAGAAUGGUGAAGUCAUGAUUUACGACACCAAGCUGAGAACUGUUUCAAGGAAAUUCGCGAAGCUGGUGAGUCCGAUAGAGAUCCUCGAAUUCAGCCACGACGACCUGCAAUUAGCGGCGCUCUGUGAGGACGCUGCAGUGGUUUUCUGCACAGAAGCCGAUGGAAAAGUGAAUAACGAGUACAAGCACAGCGCCAAAGGCAGUUGCGUAAAGUUUCACCCGUCCACUUCCAACAAAAUGGCAGUCGGUUGUUUCAACGGUUACGUAACCAUCUGGGACACCAAAACGUAUUCGAAGAUGUACAACUGCCAGCUCCAUUCGCAGCCCGUGACAGGCAUAAGCCUCUCCAGGAACGGAAAUUUCCUAAUAUCCACCGGAAAAGACCACAAGGUGUGCGUGACCGAUCUGAAUUCCGGCGAGAGCAAAUUCAGGAUCAAUUUGAACGUCCCCGUUAACUGUGUCGAUUUGAGUUUCGACGAUAAAAUCUUCGUGGUCGGCUUGGAAGACGGCAGCGUGUACGUUUACGACAUGAACUUCGCCGAGCAGCCCUUGGAGUGUCUUCGGCAGCACAACACGCCCGUGAACGACGUUUCCUUCGCAAAUUCCUUCAAAGACGCGGUUGAGGACGAGUCAACCAUCUCUACUGUGACGACGGUGCAAGAUCGCAUUUCCGAAAUGAGGAUGACGAGCCCAAAAACGGCGUUCACGGACAAUAGCGCCGACAGUCUGAAGAAUCUUAGACGGGAAGUGAUGCAGAGCAUGAAGAACCAGGCAGAAGAUCUGGAGAGUCAGUUGCAGGAGCACUGCAAGAAAUUCCAGGCGUUCAUCAAUAACGAAUUUAAGAUGAUAAAUGACCUCAUGAAGGAUAAGUGGGAGCUCUUCGGAACUGGAGACGUCAACAGGCUGUUUCAGGGCACUGAAAGCGAUUAUUGCGAUGUGGGAAAACAUUGAGCCAUUGUUAUUCUUCUUUGAUUAUCACAUAAUAAAUUGUAGUUUUGUCUCUGUUUC
This is a messenger RNA of Coccinella septempunctata (seven-spotted ladybird), 1339 nucleotides long. RefSeq names its product guanine nucleotide-binding protein subunit beta-like protein. The record is from RefSeq and is a predicted model, not a curated record. Gene Ontology annotation, biological process: mitotic cell cycle; microtubule nucleation. The coding region runs from base 53 to 1282 and encodes 409 amino acids. The transcript has 2 exons. Lineage: Eukaryota; Metazoa; Arthropoda; Insecta; Coleoptera; Coccinellidae. Gene Ontology annotation, molecular function: gamma-tubulin binding. Gene Ontology annotation, cellular component: pericentriolar material; centriole; ciliary basal body.